Molecule: messenger RNA, 1038 nt
Organism: Oncorhynchus kisutch (coho salmon)
Lineage: Eukaryota; Metazoa; Chordata; Actinopteri; Salmoniformes; Salmonidae
Product: lysophosphatidylcholine acyltransferase 1
Exons: 4
Cellular component (GO): endoplasmic reticulum
Molecular function (GO): 1-acylglycerophosphocholine O-acyltransferase activity; lysophosphatidic acid acyltransferase activity
Source: RefSeq, a predicted model, not a curated record
ACACGUGUGGCUUAGUUGGUAGCGUAUGGCGCUUACAACGCCAGAGUUAUGGGUUCGAUUCCCACGGGGGGACCAGUACGGAGAUAUAUGGACUCUAACUAGUGUUAAUUAAAUCGCACUGGAUAAAAGCGUCUGCUAAAUCUUUAUAUAUAUGUUUAUCUUGAGUAAGUAAAAGUGAUUUCAAUUUAGACUACUAGGCGCAUGCGUUCUGAAGAAGCAGCCAGGAAGGGGGACUCCAGUUUGGCAUUCUAGGUACCAACAUCAGUACUGCGUACGAGGGAAGCUAUCGCCCGACUUCAAAUACAUGAUCCUUGGCUAAUCCUCCAGCCUCUUGGGAACGAAGAUAAUAACCCGUGCCGGAAUUAGCUAGACACAAACACGAAAACAAAACAACGUUUAACAUAAAACAAAUUGGCUACUGUCGCUUUUCCUGAUUUUACAGGUUCCUUCCUCUCUCCGGGUUCGUUGAGGAUGAGGUUCCCGACCAUCAGACGGUGUCCUGGGGAAGGAGAUGGGAAGAAGGAACUGGCGCCUCCAUUCAGGAACCCCUUUGUGCAUGACUUGAGAUUCACCCCGUUGGAAAAGGCAAAGAUAGCGUUGAUGACGGUGACUCUGUUCCCCAUCCGGUUGUUCCUGGCAGCCUUCAUGAUGCUGCUGGCCUGGCCCUUCGCCUUCAUCGCCUCUGUGGGACGCAACGAGAUGGUGGUGGAACCCCAGUCUUUAUGGAGGAAGUUUGUGGACGUGGCUCUGAGGACCAUCAUGCGGGUCAUGUGGUUUGCAGGAGGCUUCCAUUGGAUGACGGUGAAGGGGCGCCAGGCGCUACCGGCCGAGGCCCCUAUCCUAACGCUGGGACCCCACUCCUCCUAUUUCGAUGCUAUCCCCGUCACCAUGUCCAUGUCCUCCAUCGUCAUGAAGGCAGAGAGCAAGGACAUCCCUGUCUGGGGCACCCUGAUCAAGUACAUCAGACCAGUGUUUGUCUCCAGGUCAGACCAGGACUCCCGCAAGAAGACUGUUGAGGAGAUCAAACGCAGAGGCCCA